AAUUUUGGGGUGAGAUUGCCAAGUCAUAUUUGGAGUGGAUUGAACCUUUCCACACUGUCUCAAACUGUGAUCUUCCAAAUGGGAAGAUAUCAUGGUUUGAAGGAGGAAAACUCAAUGCAUCAGUCAACUGCGUGGACCGGCACAUGCGCACAGUGCCCGACCAGACGGCGCUCAUCUGGGAGCGAGAUGAGCCGGGCACCGAGCUGCGCGUCACCUACCGCCAGCUGUACGAGCAGGUCAGCCGGCUGGCCUCGGCGCUCCUCCAGCACGGCGUGCGCCGCGGCGACCGCGUGGCCAUCUACAUGCCCACCUCGCCGGCGGCGGCCGUGGCCAUGCUGGCGUGCGCGCGCAUCGGCGCCGUCCACUCGGUGGUGUUCGCCGGCUUCAGCGCGCAGGCACUGGCCAGCCGCGUGCAGGACGCGGGAGCCGAGACCAUCAUCACCAGCGACCAGGCCGUACGCGGCGGCAAGGUGAUCGAGCUCAAGAGGAUCGUCGACGACGCGGUGGCCCAGUGUCCGGGCGUCAAGCGCGUGCUGGUGUCCACUCGCACGGGCGCCGACGUGCCCAUGGGCGCCAUCGACAUACCGAUGGAGAAGGCGAUGGAGGCGGCUCGGGCCGAGUGUGAACCGGCCGCUAUGGACUCCGAGGACUUCCUCUACAUGCUCUACACGUCAGGCAGCACUGGCAAGCCCAAGGGGCUCACCCACAGCGUGGCCGGCUACUUGCUGUACUGCAUGUUCACACAGAAGCACGCGUUCGACCUGCGGCCGGGUGACGUGUUCUCGUGCGUGGCCGACGUGGGCUGGAUCACGGGGCACAGUCACGUGGUGUACGGCCCGCUGGCGUCUGGCAGCACGGCCAUCAUGUUCGAGAGCACGCCCGUCUACCCGGACCCAGGCCGGUACUGGGAGAUGGUGCAGCGGCUGCGGCCGACGCAGUUCUACGGCGCUCCCACCGCGCUCCGCCUGCUGCUGAAACACGGCGACAGCUGGGUCACCAAGUACGACCGCUCGUCGCUGCGCGUGCUGGCCUGCGUGGGCGAGCCGCUCAACAACGAGGCGUGGCACUGGUACCACGAGGUGGUCGGCGAUAAGCGCUGCGACGUCGUCGAUACCUGGUGGCAGACAGAGACGGGCGGCGUCUGUCUGGCGCCGAGGCCGUCGGAGGCCGGCGCCGAGAUCGUCCCGGCAUGCCCAUGCGGCCCAUGUACGGCAUCGAGCCCGUGCUGCUCGACGAGAAGAGCAACGAGAUCGCGGGCGACGACGCGUCGGGUGCGCUCUGCCUGAAGCGACCCUGGCCGGGCAUGGCACGCACCAUCUACGGCUCGCACCAGCGCUACGUGGAGACCUACUUGAAGCCGACGCCCGGCUACUACUACACAGGCGACGGCGCGCACAGACACCCGGGCGGCUACUACCAGAUCACCGGCCGCAUGGACGACGUCAUCAACGUGACGGGCCACCGGCUGGGCACCGCCGAGGUCGAGGAUG
This is a messenger RNA of Pollicipes pollicipes, 1490 nucleotides long. Its product is annotated as acetyl-coenzyme A synthetase 2-like, mitochondrial. Gene Ontology annotation, biological process: acetyl-CoA biosynthetic process. The record is from RefSeq and is a predicted model, not a curated record. Gene Ontology annotation, molecular function: acetyl-CoA synthetase activity. Gene Ontology annotation, cellular component: mitochondrion. The transcript has 10 exons. Lineage: Eukaryota; Metazoa; Arthropoda; Thecostraca; Pollicipedomorpha; Pollicipedidae. Bases 144 to 1286 code for a protein of 380 amino acids.